ACGGCCAUCCAAAAUCGCCUCCGAUCCCCUCCUCCAAAAUCCUCCAGCCCUGCCUGCCAUGGCUCAGAACGGACCCCACGGCCACCAAGUCGACGCCGCACCACCAACCACUGUCGCCGUCUUCUCCCUAACGAGCGCCGGUCCUAACGGCAACGGUGGUUCCUCGGCGGGCAACAUGGAGAACCUGGACGCCAGCGGCAUGGGUAAGAAGAACCUUAUCCCUGACCUCAACAUGGAAGAGCGCGACGACUCCGCGGGCGGCAGCAAAGAUAAGCCGCGCUCGGAAGCGAAGGUGGAGGUAGCUGCUGCCGAUGCCGAUGCCGACGCCGACGCCGACAAGGGUAAGAGCAUCGCCGCUGCUGGCGACGACGACGGCGAGCCCAACGUCAACAUCGCCUUGGAGCGGGAGAGGCGCAAGCGGAUGAAAGAUCUGUUCAGGUCACUACAAGACCUGAUGCCCCACGUCCCUCAGAAGACUGACAAGGCGACAUUAGUGGGAGAGGCGAUCACCUACAUCAAGGUCCUCGAGGAGAAGGCGGACAUGCUGGGGAAGCAGGCGCUCGCGGCGCGGCAGGCCGCCGCUAGGGGUGAGGCCUCCUCCUCUUCCUCUCUUCUCUCUUUGAGGGCGAUGCCACCGACCGCGCAGGGCAUGGCGGCCCUGUGCUCUUGGAACGCCCCGCGUGGCUGGGGCGGUGUCCCUGUGCAACCUGCUGCUCCAGCCGUGCCAGCGUCGACGUCGCCGAUGAGAUGCAAGACGUGGGCGGGGCCAAACAUGGUGCUGACCGUGGCCAACGACAACGCCUACAUCAGCGUGUGGGCGCCACGGCGCGCAAACACCCUGACCAUGGUGAUGUCCGUGCUAGACAACCACGGGAUCGACGUGAUCACCGCGCAAAUCUCGUCCGACAGGGUUCGCGCCCUGUUCAUGAUCUAUGCCCAUGUGACUGGAAUAGGCGGUGAGAAUCGUCGUUCGUCGGAGGAAGUGUACCAGAGGGCUGUGUCGGAGAUCGUAUACAGGCUCCACAACAACAACAACAACAACAAUAACAACAAUGGCUAGACCGAUUGGAGCCGCCAAUCAAAGGCCUCAGGGGCGUCUCAAGCUACGCCACUGCAUGCCAUCGAUCUGCUCAAUAGCUUGCAACCUUCAGACUGGAGCGAUCUAAAAACCCGAAAUAAAUAAACUUGUUUGAUUAAUUUGCACCUGUCAUUUGAAGGUUUGAGAACCGUCUCUUUGUGUCUUUGUCAGGUCGGUCGAACUGCGAGUGUCGUGCGUGUUUGUGUCUCGACAUUGCUUUACAACGUCUCUUUGUGUU
Messenger RNA from Sorghum bicolor (sorghum), 1316 nucleotides. RefSeq names its product transcription factor bHLH95. The coding region runs from base 59 to 1060 and encodes 333 amino acids. The transcript has 3 exons. NCBI's taxonomy places the organism in Eukaryota, Viridiplantae, Streptophyta, Magnoliopsida, Poales, Poaceae. Gene Ontology annotation, biological process: regulation of DNA-templated transcription; endosperm development. Gene Ontology annotation, molecular function: protein dimerization activity; DNA-binding transcription factor activity. The record is from RefSeq and is a predicted model, not a curated record.